Ectocarpus sp. CCAP 1310/34 is the source of this 1954-nucleotide messenger RNA. NCBI's taxonomy places the organism in Eukaryota, Phaeophyceae, Ectocarpales, Ectocarpaceae. The record is from the annotation of a GenBank genome assembly.
CACUACCCGUGUUUCACUUUUCACCUGUCACGUGAUACUUCGCUGCGGGAGCAGACGAGAGUCAUGGCUACAGGAGAGAGAGAGAGUACGUUGGAGCAAGGAUUCAAGGAGGCGUGCGCCACGGUGUGGGAGGAGCGCUUCAGUACCCAGUACGACGCUGUCCGGAUGCAGCUGUACGGGCUGUACAAGGUCGCCAAGGAGGGGAAGUGUCAGGAGCCCAAGCCCAAGCCCGAUACGGUACUGGGGGGCGAAAAGAACAGAUCGAAGUGGAUGGCCUGGAUGGAGGCCAGCACCUUCUCGAAGGAGGAGGCGAUGGCUCGCUACGUCUCGGUGGCGUUGUCGGUCGUCAAGAGCAGAGGCGACGCCGCGGAAGGGUUUUCCACUGGAUGCGUUGCAGGGGUUUCCGGUGGCGGCGAUGGAGGCGUCAGCGUGGGGGCGUCGGGGGCAAGUGGCGUAGGGGGAGGGGGCGGCGCGGCGGCGGCGGGAACAGACGGGAGGAAGACGUCGGCCGGUAGGGGGGGAGAGGCUGUCGAUGCACAAGAGGUGGCGAGACUCAGGGAGCACACGGAGUCACUGGAACGAUAUGUCGAGAUGAUCCGCCACGAGCUGACGGACCUGGAUGACGUCGACGUGAGCAUGUCGGGAUGGCUCUUCAAGUGGAGGGACCAAGACGCGUACCUGUGGGGAUCCGUCAAGUGGGUGCCCCGGUUCUUCACACUUUCCGACGGCAAGCUUAGCACGUACAAGUCGGACCAGAGCGCCGAGGCUGAGUCGGUGAUGAGCCUCAAGCGGUGCGUGUUGCGAGACGAGGGCACGAGGAUGGGGAAGGCGCCGGGUCGCGGAAAGCCUCGUCCCCAGUACCACGUGUUCGGCCUCUACCUGGAGGGGGCGAUGCAGAGGGGCCCCGAUGCGGGGGUGCUGCUUCGCCUGAGCACCGACAAGGAGGAUGUGGCGGAAAGGUGGAUCUCCGCCUUGGGGAAGGUCUGCGCCCAGGAGGAAGACCACAGCUCUCCCGCCUCUUCUCCCUGCGCUUCGGAGGCUGACCAAUCAGAGGCCACGCCGUCGUCGUCGGCGUGCUCGUCGCCGGUGGUCACGGAGUCCAUGCCUCCUCCGCCCCCGCCCGCACACGGGUUAGACCCGGCGCCGCGCAUGAGCCGGAUAUCGUCGGUGAGGAUGUCCCGGAAGGGCAGCUGGGAUGUGGCGGGGGGGCUUCAGAACCUGAAGAGGUUGACCCAAGAGGUGAACAUCGGGCGGCUCGACGGAGACGACCCCCUUGAGCGCAGUGCAAGGGUCUCCGACCAAGGGGUAGCGAGCGACGAGCACGACAAGAGGAACACGAUGGUCAAGGCGAAGAGGAAGAAGAAGAAGAAAAAAUUCGAGCCGACGGGAUACCCGGCGAGCCGCCCGAUGCACAGGGAGGCCAAGAUGAGCAUCUUGAGCGCCGGCGCCUCCUCGACCCAGAACUACCGCGGCCUGCUGAACCUCAUGGCCAUCCUUCUUUUGGUGACCAACUCCCGCCUCAUCUUCGCGAACCUUCGGCGGUACGGUGUGUUGGUGACCGCCCCCACGCUCAACGAGCCGAGCGACCUGUUGGACGCCCCUCGCAUCGCCGGCACGCUGUCGCUGAUCCUGCACGUCGUCUGCGCUAACCUGGUCGAGAAGCUCGCCAUGCCCAGGCCGGGCAACAGUAAGGGCAUGCUUUUCGGCGCCGAGUGGCCCGUGCUUCUGCUGCACGGAAUCAACAUCUUCCUCUGCCUGGGCAUUGCGGUGGCCGUCGUCUGGCGGUCUGAGGGCUCCCCCGUCUUCGGCUUCGCCUAUCUCUUCACGGCCGUCAUCUUGUGGAUGAAGCUAAUCUCAUACGCCCACUGCAACCGCGACCUCCGCCUGGCCUGGCAAGAGAAGGCCCUCGCGGCAAAGAGAAAGGGGGCCGAUGGAGGGGGGGAAGGGGGGGGUG